Lithohypha guttulata is the source of this 1239-nucleotide messenger RNA. RefSeq lists its product as uncharacterized. Gene Ontology annotation, molecular function: protein binding. Bases 1 to 1239 code for a protein of 412 amino acids. Lineage: Eukaryota; Fungi; Ascomycota; Eurotiomycetes; Chaetothyriales; Trichomeriaceae. The record is from RefSeq and is a predicted model, not a curated record. The transcript has a single exon.
AUGGCCUCACUAGACAGCCUGCCCGAUGAGCUUCUCUUCCAGAUAAUCUCCUAUAUUUCAUACACAGCCACAUUCACGACUGUACAAUGCCCACACCUAUACGUGAAGCUCGUCAAUCGACGACUUCACCAACUUGCAGACUCAAACGAGAUGCGAUGCAAAGUAUACGAGACGCAAAUGCCCGAACUGGCCAAGCUGAAUCACUAUCCAUCUCACGUCGUCACAAGCCAGCAGCUCACCAACCGAGCGGCUCAUGAUGCUAAAACACGAAGAGCUAUUGCCAAAGUGUUGUCGACAGGGUCACAGGCGCCUAAGGCGAUAGAAGCCGUCACUCUAGGAAUCUACUUCCUCGACAAGAUGUCAGCUGGACUCAUGGGUGCCGACCUCGAUACAAACCUCUACCUUAUCGCCUAUUGUGUCAAGGAUCUAUUCAACAAACACUGGAUGAUGACAAUGCGGUACACAGUUCGCCGUAUCUACGAAGCCAUGUUCCCCACCGAGGCAGAGUUCGCCGCCUCCUACGGCCUCAAUGAUGCCUGGGAAGCCAGUAGAACGGGCAUCAACAAGAAAUUAGCCAAAACGAUCAAGCGCCGUAGCUUCGAGACCGGCCUACUAACAAACUUCAGCCACCGCUACAUCACUCACAUCAUCAACCAGAAUCUAACAUGGACCUUCGACAGCGACAUGAUAAUGAUCUACCUCGCACUCCGUCGAGCUCUAUACCACAUGGACGAAAAAGACAAUCAGAGUGGAUUGACAUUAGACGACAUUAGACCAGUGACAAAAGAGCACUCGAUCGAAUUUGCAAAAAGUAAACGAUGGCGCAUGUUAUCUUGCAUCGACGACGUAGAGGAAAUGACAGGGGAAGAGGAAGUCCAAACUGAGAUAUAUAGAGCUUUACAUACGGAAGCAGUUGCGGACGGUCUGAUUGAUCAACUCUUCGAAGAACCAGAAAGGGUAUUCAAAACUGCUCGGGGUGCGAAAUUCAGCGAGUUGAAGGAGACGGGCUUUUUGAUGGCUGUCGUUGCACAGUCUAUUCGCAAGGGCAAGAUCUCAAGUAGGUUGAAGAAGUACAUGAAAGUUACGGGUAUAAUGGGCUUGUCUACUGGGGACGACGAUUUCUGGCAUGAAGACGCGGCACCCACAGGAGAAGGUGUGGAGUGGGAAACGACAGAUGAGGAAGAUAGUGAUAGUGAACCUAUGACUACUGAAUUAUUGCGGCAAAUGAUUGGGACUUGA